AUGGUCGCCAGUGAUUGGUAUGGCAUAUUGGGUGUUAAAUCAACAGCAACAGAUGGUGAAAUUAAAAAAGCGUAUCGAAAAAAAGCUCUUCAAUAUCAUCCAGAUAAAAAUCCAUCAACAACAGCUGAAGAAACAUUUAAAGAAAUCAAUAAAGCCUAUGAAACAUUGAGCGAUGCAGAUAAACGUCGAAUGUAUGAUUUACAACAACAAAUACCUGUGACACCGACAACUAAAUCUAAUCCACAACCACAUAAACAAAAAACGUCAUUUCACGCACCCGGUCAACCACAUUUCACUUUUAGUGCAUCAGCAAAGAAUGAAGAUUCGACGUCAUCACGCUCAGCGCGUUUUCGUUUUCAUCGUAUGGGUCAAGACCCAUUUCACAAUUUUCAACAACGGCAUUCACAAUUUACUAAUACGUUUUUUGAUCCGUUUCGUCGAAAUUUUCGUUCGUCGGGUUCUUCGUUUUUUGAUACAACAAAUAGUCACAUUUCAUCAGAUAACGAUGAUGAUGAUGAUGAUGGUGAUGGUGAUGCUGGAAUUGGUGAUGACGAAGUCAAAAGUGAUCGUAAUAAUUCAACGUUAGGAUCAGAUGAUUUUGACUUUGAUUCAACACCGACAACACGUCGUUCUAGUCAAACACGCUUUUCAACAAAAACUCGUCCAAAAUGGAAUAAUAAUUGGCCAUUUGAAGCCGACGAUGAUAAUAAAUCAUCUACAUCAUCAGACUAUAAAUUUCCAUCUACAUUUCAACAACGUUCGAAUGCUGAUAAUCCAUUUAUGAUGUUUGAAAUGUUAACUCGUGUUGUUUUUGAUAAAUUUUUUACUGACGAUCCUUUUUGGCAUAAUAUUGAUUUAAACGAUCCAUUGAUUAACAAUAAUAGUUCUCAAGAUAUACAUUUUCCAAAUUUAAAUCAACGACAACCUCCACGUUCAACAUCAAGUCGUCUACGUAGUGCUUCACAACAAAGACCUCCAGUAUCAACUGCAACAAAUCGUACACGAAUACAUAUUAAUCAUGUUCCAACAUCAUCAUCUUCAUCUAAACAUGCUAAUGACAUGCAUUUUGAAUGGUUAGGACAUCAUGAAAGACAAAAACGAGCAACAUCUUCAUCUCGUUUUGAUUAUAAAGAUAGUGAUGAAGAAAACAUUGAGGAUAGUUAUGUUUAUCAACAAGCAAAACCAACAACAAUAAAUGCUCAUCGUUUCAGAAGACGUGCAACGAAUAAUAAUAAUAAUAAUAAUAGUAGUGAUUCAAAAAUUUUAACCUGUCAGUAUUGUUUUCAUCCAUUCACAUCAAUUGAAAAUCGUUUCCAACAUGAAGCUAUAUGUCGACAUCGUUCAAAUAGAUCAACAAAUUUUCGAAAUAGAACUCAAGCACCACCACCACCGCCGCCACCGCCACCGCCACCACCAACAACGACGAAUACAGCUGAAGAAAAAUUAUUUUCAUCUAAAUGUUCUUAUUGUCAUCAAGAUGUUCGUCUAACAGAUCGUCUUGAUCAUGAAGCACUUUGUAAACAAUUUGGAACAAAACGACAAACAACAAGCAAUACUAAGACGAAACGAUUCAAUAAUUCAACAUCGCAUAGUUUUAAUAAUGAUAGUCAAUCAACUCCAAAAUCAUCGUCCGAUAGUUUAUCAAGUGGAAUUGAACAAUUAAGAACAUGUGAUCGUUGUCAUCGAAUAUUUCCUGUUUUAUCCGAUUUAUUUAAUCACAUGUGUGAUGAUGACGAUGGUCUACUUCGUAAGACGUCCGCGUCCUCUUCCGAUAAACUUACCAGUGAUAAUUUAUUUAAUAAUAAUAAUAAUAAUAAUAAUAAUAAUAACAAUAACACUAAUAAUAAGGCAACAUUGAAUAGUAGCAUUUUAUUCGAUAAAAAGUUCGCAUCAAAUCAAGGAUCAUCAUCAAAGUCUUUCAAACUCAAUCGUCAUUCAUCAUUUAAUGAUUCUUCAGAACCUGCAUUGCGUUCGAAAAAAUCAUAUUCAAAAUUUUCACCACCAUCGUCACCAAUAUUAAAGCAACAUACGAAUCCAACACCCAUACAUGUAUCAGUAUUAAAUCGAUCAAAUAAUAAUAAAUUAUCAUCAGACACAAUGCACAUUCCUCUUUUUAAACGCCCGUUAUUACGAGCGGAUGCAAAUAAUAUCAGACGUAUUUCAUCAUCACCAUCCCCACGACCAUUAUUUAAUGAUAAGCAGCAAUCCUCCUCAAGUGCUUAUAUUUAUCUUCGAACUCCAUCAUCGCCAAUGCGUGUUAUCUCUUGA
Messenger RNA from Rotaria socialis, 2268 nucleotides. The record is from the annotation of a GenBank genome assembly. Lineage: Eukaryota; Metazoa; Rotifera; Eurotatoria; Philodinida; Philodinidae.